AUGUCCGCGGUCACCAAUGAAACCCAUGCACAUGCAAUUGUUGGUGCUUCCGCUCUGCUAAGAGGUCUUGAAGAGAUAGCUUGGCCCGAAUUUUUGCGACCACACAUUGAGGUUUUACUACUUUGGAUUACUUGGGCAGUUGAUCAUAUCGAUCUUGAAUAUAUGGAGUAUUUACUCUGGUUAUUUCUACCGGUGAUCGUGAUUUUUGUGUUACCGAUACUACUUGUGAUAUUCAUCUACGGUUCUAUAAUCUUUUUGCACAUUUAUGGUUUACGAAAUAGGAUACGUGAGGCUUAUCAUACUUCAUACUGGGAUGGUGCUAGGGUGGCGAUAGCUUCAUUUUGGGAUGCGAUUGGCCACGUUUGGCAUGGUUAUGAAGUGAAUGGCAUUGAAAAUGUGCCCGAAAAUGGCCCGGCACUGUUUAUAUAUUACCAUGGUUGCCUACCUUUAGAUGUUUAUUAUUUGAUUUCGAAGAUUACACUUGUCAAGCGACGAUCGUUACACUGUGUCGGUGAUAAAUUUAUUUUCAAAAUACCAGGAUGGGGUGUUCUGUGCAAAUUGUUUUCUGUGACUCCUGGAACCGUUGAAGAUUGUACGGCAAAUUUGAACGAUGGACACUUGCUAUGUAUUGCACCGGGAGGGGUCCGUGAAGCUCUUUUCUCCGAUCCGCAUUUAUAUGAUAUUAUGUGGGGGAAACGACUUGGAUUCGCUCGAGUGGUUCUAAACUCAAAAACGCCCGUGAUCCCCAUGUUCACCGAAAACUGUCGUGAUGCUUUUCGAACACCGGAAUGGGGACGAACUUUCUUAAGAUGGUUAUACGAGAAAACAAAACUACCAUUGUGCCCAAUUUAUGGUGGUUUCCCCGUCAAGAUGAUCACCCAUCUUGGGAAGCCGAUGACUUUCGAUUAUGACACUGCAAGUCCUUUGCAAAUUCGAAAAGCCAUCAAAAUCGAGGUACGAGCUUUAAUCAGAGAACAUCAAAGAUUGCCGGGAAGCAUUAUUCGAGGAAUUUUACAACGAUUUUGGGGAAAACAUCAAAAAGAUCAUGAAGAAAUGGAACUUUUGACUCGGACGACUCAAUCAGAUGAUGGUUUACUGUCAGAUCGAAGCAGUCGACGCGUGUCAGGUGGUGCAAACGGGUAUCGCAGAACACCGCCACGAGCCGAAGUGGAAACAGAGCAAGAUGAGCCUGAAGAGGAGGAUCCACAAAAAUUGGACUACGAUGACAACGAGAUUCCGGGAGGAUUGCCAAUUGCAGGAUCUGAACGGAUA
Messenger RNA from Mesorhabditis belari, 1272 nucleotides. The record is from the annotation of a GenBank genome assembly. NCBI's taxonomy places the organism in Eukaryota, Metazoa, Nematoda, Chromadorea, Rhabditida, Rhabditidae.